Egretta garzetta (little egret) is the source of this 3882-nucleotide messenger RNA. Its product is annotated as heat shock factor protein 3-like. Lineage: Eukaryota; Metazoa; Chordata; Aves; Pelecaniformes; Ardeidae. Gene Ontology annotation, molecular function: DNA-binding transcription factor activity; sequence-specific DNA binding. The transcript is spliced from 13 exons. The record is from RefSeq and is a predicted model, not a curated record. Gene Ontology annotation, biological process: regulation of DNA-templated transcription. Bases 1 to 1716 code for a protein of 571 amino acids.
AUGGCGGCAGAGCAAGCUCAAUCCCGCAGCUCCACGCUGCCCGCUAACCGCACCAACCUCGCUCCCUGCUACUGCUGCUCCAGCAACGGCUGCCGUUCACCGGGAGGCGAAACACCUACCCUGAGCCGCUCCUUCUGUGCCAAUAAGGAGGCAUCACGGCAAGGAGCUGGGAAAGCUGCACCCAAUGGCGAGAAUUUCUGCAUUCUGGAUGAGCAGAGGUUUGCCAAGGAGCUGCUCCCCAAGUACUUCAAACACAACAAUAUCUCCAGCUUCAUACGACAGCUUAACAUGUAUGGUUUCAGGAAGGUGAUUGCUCUGGAGAAUGGUAUGAUUACAGCAGAGAAGAGCUCUGUCAUUGAGUUCCAGCACCCUUUCUUCAAGCAAGGGAAGGCGCAUUUGCUGGAAAACAUCAAGCGGAAGGUAUCUGCAGUAAGAACUGAGGAUCUCAAGGUCUGUACGGAGGAUUUGCACAAAGUACUUUCCGAAGUCCAGGAAAUGAGGGAGCAGCAGAACAACAUGGAUGUCAGACUGGCUAACAUGAAGAGAGAAAAUAAGGCCCUGUGGAAAGAAGUGGCAGUUCUAAGGCAGAAGCACAGUCAACAACAGAAGCUGCUGUCUAAGAUUCUUCAAUUUAUACUAAGUUUGAUGCGAGGAAAUUACAUUGUUGGGGUCAAAAGAAAAAGGUCUCUGACAGAUGCUGCCGGCGCCUCACCGUCCAAGUACAGCCGUCAGUACGUUCGCAUACCUGUGGAGAGCGGCCAGGCCAUGGCUUUUUCUGAACAUAAUGCAGAUGAUGAGGAUGGAAAUGGUACGGGUCUCAUCAUUCGAGAUAUCACUGAUACCCUGGAAAAUGCGCCCGAUGGUCUCCUUGCUGUGGCGCACACGAGUGGCAGAGGCAGGGAGACGCAGGCAGCUCUGGACCCUGGCUUACCUAUUUGUCAAGUAUUGCAGCCAAAUGAGUUAAAUUGUGCGGAACCUAUCCCACCAGUUCAUACAAACGAUGCCAACAAAUCCAGUGGAAUAGGACAUGCUGCGGUGGAGCUCCAUUCUGCACAGCCUAAUGCUCCAGAAGACCCUGUGUCAGUGAUUGACUCCAUCUUGAACGAGAACAGCUCUGGAAACCAAAGUGAUCCCUUACUGGACAGAGAAGAAAUUCAGGAUUUUCUUAAUUGCAUUGAUGCCAGCCUUGAAGAGCUUCAAGCGAUGCUGUCUGGGAAGCAGUACAGCUUCGGUUCUGAAGCUUUCAGCGAUACAUUCAAUCCUGAGCUGCCAGCCCUGGACAUGAAUUUGAUGGAAACGUCUCCUGGUAUGGAAAAUAUCGCGAACUUGGCAGAGAGCGCUGAAGACCUGGGAGCGAGCGAGCGAGAAACAGCGGGAAGCAAAGAUAUGCAGCUGAUACAGUACAGGGCCAAUCCUCUGCUUUCAUUAUUUGAAGAACCACCUUCAAGUGAAGCGGCCGGGAAGACGGAGGAUCCGAAAGACCUUCUGCUGCCUCCCCUGGAGGCGAAACCUGCUCUUCAUCCUCCAUCAGGGGGUGAAACUGUCUUGCCGCUAGCAGCUCCAGCCAGCCAGGCUGAGCCUCUGGAUGCUCUGGGGAUGGCUGAUCCGCCCCUCCUCUCAGAAGAUGGGAAUGGAGAGUAUAAACUGUUCCCCCUCUUGCUCCUCAGUCCCGUGGCUAACUUCAUAGAAGAGGCCUCUGAGAUAGAAACUUCCUGAGCUCCCGUAACACCUGUAGAGUUGUGGAACAGGCGACAACGAAAUGGGUCGGCAGGGAGUUCGACCUCUCCUCGCCUGUUGCCCAGGCGCCGUCUUCUGUGUGGCCAAAAGAAAGUUCUCUUUCCACAAAGAACACCUGGAAAAACUGAAAACAGGAGCUGGUGGGAGUGGAGGCACUGGGCAUAGGGGAAGAACGACCUCCCUGAAAACAUACCGCGACGUAUCCCCUAACUUUUUACCCAAUAUCCUUCUUGCAAAAGGAAAUCUGUUUGUAUCCCGUUUGUAAAGUUUGGCUGGGUUUUUUUGUUGGGUUUGGUUUGGGGGUUUUUAUUAGCUGGAUAGCAAUGUGGUGUGUAAUAUUUUAAACAUGGAUUUUACUCUUCCUGAGAACCUGUUUUAGGAGGUGGCUUGGCUACUGUUUGGAAUUAAGAUUUUAAUUUUUCUUUUGUUUUGUUUAUAAUUGCAGAAUUCUUUUUUGAUAGUUUGUGGCCACAAUUGUUUGCAUCUGCUUCGAUCACUUUUGUAUUCCUAGAUUUGCUCCUAGGUACAGGGAACAUUUUUCCUAUGGAAAAUUGCAUUUUAACUGUGGAAUAUUCCUUUUUAACAUGCUGACACGCGUCCAUUGCCACGGAUUGUAGGUGUUGUGGUAGGAAGGGCUUGCCACCCCGUAUGAUGCUGAUCUCUCAUGCACAUUGCAUGGCAGUUCUAGAGUAACUUGCACCUAGCUCACAGGUUAGAUGGCCUCAGAAAUUUUGAGUAGAACCGAUUCACGCCUAGCAAAGUCCAGCAGCUGUCCUGAGUCGGAGUGGGGUAACUUGCAUUGACAUGGGACAUCGCAUUAAGAUUUUUCUUCUGCUUGCAGCAGCUUCUUGUUUACCUGACCCUCCAUGAACACCGGACUUCUUCCUGCAUUUUCUGCUUGUGGAACCUUAAAGCUAAAUUAACUUGAUGCAUCUGAGUCCUUUGACAGCAAAUUACAAAAGCUAGUGUCUGCUUAUCUGAAAAAUCUUGCCCCGAGUUCCUUUCCACACUGCUUUCCUCACUUCUCUGAGCCGCUGUACUGUAGACGUCGGGCCUGGCAGAAUAGCAAGCUCUCCUCCACUGAUACCAGGCUUGUUGGAGCCUGCCACGAGCCCACACAAACCUGGAAUCUGCCGUAGUGAUCCAAACCAGGGGGCCUGGAGGCAGGUAGAAAAGCCACUGUAUAAUAUCACGCGAUACUUCCCACCAACGCAAUCACUUGAAAUUUUUUUCAGAUCUAGGAAUUCAGGCUACGUACAGGGUUUGUUCUCUCUGAAGUUUCUGAACUAGUAAGUCUUGAGAUCUCUCGUAUCCAAGAAUCCAGGUUAACCUGAUAUUCUAAAGCCUGCUAGAUAAACACGUGCUAUCUGUGCUGGCCUUGCUUCGUUGGACUUGUGCUUCGUUGUCAGAUCUUCUGAGUUGCAGAGGGGGAUCUUGCUGCCGAGCGUGGCGUACGUGCAAUGCCUGCACAGCGUCGUUUGUUCCCAUGCUGCUGUAACCGUUCCUAACCCUCUGACCCCUCAUCUCUGUGUCUUCUGAACUGCUUUUUGCCGAGUCUGUCUUACUCUAGCCUCUUCUGCUCGCUCUUCUGCUCACUCCUUGAGACGAAGGGCUGAGUAGUCCCCACUUUCCCUGAGCUAAAGGGAGAGGGGGAAUGGGCGCACUGCGCAUCUGUCAAGGGUUCUGCUGCCUUUUCCGUUUCUUCCCAAAGGCCUCGGGUUUUGCCAAGAGCGAAGCAGUGGCGAACAGACUUUUCCUCUCUGCUGUUCUGACAGCCCGGUGCAGACCACGAGUUCUGUGAGGCCGAUCUGCAGCUCCGGCUUCCCGACCAGCCUGGGCUGCAGCGCAGUGCCUGUCACGGAUUAUGGGCGUGUUCUUCCAUCACGGAGUGCUCUGAUCCCAGUGCAUCUUGCCGUCAGACAUCUGAUCUGAUUCCGUGAUAGUUUUUUAGUCACUUUUUCUCUUAAAAAGUUAAGAAACCAAGGCUUAAGAAAACUGUCAAUAAAAACUUGUGCAUCUGUGUCUGGUUUCUGUACUGGUCUAGAAGUGUUUGUUUAUGCAAGUUUCCUAAGGAAGAUUGCAAUGGGGAGGGGAAGGCUGAAUAGCGAGAAAAGCCCCAUGUGCUGAAGUAAUUAAACUCAAGAA